Messenger RNA from Pieris macdunnoughi, 756 nucleotides. Lineage: Eukaryota; Metazoa; Arthropoda; Insecta; Lepidoptera; Pieridae. The record is from the annotation of a GenBank genome assembly.
AUGGAGGCCGAAUCGGAAGUAAUUAAAGAAAAAAUUCAUACCGAUCCUAUUCUAAACGAUCCACGAUACAUAACCUUAUUAAGUGUGAUAUUGCUAGUUGUUACUUUAGUAUUUUGGUGGUGUUUUUCGAGACGUCGGGCGCAGCGUAACUCUGUCUUACUUACUGGACUCUCAGAUGUUGGCAAAACCCUUUUAUUUGUAAGACUUGUUUAUUCGCAAUACAGACAAACAUUUACUUCAAUGAAAGCAAAUGUUGAAGAGUACAUCACAUCUAAUAAUACAUUGAGAUUAGUUGAUCUUCCUGGGCAAGAGCGACUAAGAAAUAAAUUCUUUGAUCAAUUCAAGAACAGUGCAAAGGCUAUUGUAUAUGUAGUUGAUUCUGUCACAAUACAAAAGGAAAUUAGAGAUGUUGCAGAAUAUCUUUAUACAAUUUUAGUGGAUCCAGUGAUUCAGAGCAACUGUCCCCCUUUACUAAUUUUAUGCAACAAACAAGAUCAGCCAAUGGCUAAAGGCAGUCAAGUUAUCCGGAGCCUGCUUGAAAAGGAAAUAAACUUAGUACGCGUUACGAAAUCAAGUCAACUCCAAGCAACAGAUUCAUCUCAAUCAAGCAACACGUACCUCGGGAAACUUGGCAAAGAUUUUGAGUUUUCUCACUUAAGCUGUGCAGUUGAACUUAUAGAAUGUUCAGCGAGCACUGGGGAUGAUGACAGUCCCACAGACAUCAAACCUCUUCAAGAUUGGAUCUCACAUCUGUAG